GUUAUUUCUUAUUAUAUAUUUUCAAUGCUCUGUCUGUUUAACAUACACGCCUUCAUCUACGCGAUUCACCCUAACCAACCACCUCUCAUUCUCUCUCUAUGCGAUGUUAUAAUGAUUCUUCUUCUUCUUCUUGUUUUGUCUGAAUAGAAAUAGAAAAUAGAAUAGAAUAUAGUAGAUUACUGAAACCGGGUCGGGUUAACCGGGUAAAGCGGGUAACCGAAGUAACAGAGUGAUGAUGUUCACGUCUCACCUUCUUCCAUCAUAAUCCAUUAUUAUUUCUUGAAUCAAACUUCACUCAAUCUUCAUCAAAAACAGUAAUAAUGACGGAAGUUCUUCAAUUCCCUUCACCUUCAAGCUGUUCAUCUACUCUCAAUGAUUCAUCUCACCAAACUUCUCUUAUUAGUCUCAAUCCCAAUCAUGAUCUUUUUCAGAUUCAACAACAAGAAGAAGAAGAACAAGAACAAGAAGAAAAAGAACAAGAAGAAAAAGAUCAACUUUCUAUUUUGACACUUUUGAUUGCUACUUUUAGAAAAUCUUUGAUUGGUUGUAGCAGCACUGGUGAAAUUUCAUCUUCUUCAAUGGAAAUUGGUUGGCCUUCUAAUGUUAGACAUGUUGCUCAUGUUACUUUUGAUCGUUUUCAUGGUUUUCUUGGUUUACCUGUUGAAUUUGAACCUGAAGUUCCAACUAGACCUCCAAGUGCUAGCACAAGUGUUUUUGGUGUUUCAACAGAAUCUAUGCAGCUUUCUUUUGACGCCAGAGGAAAUAGUGUACCUACAAUACUGCUGUUAAUGCAAAGACAUCUCUACGCACUAGGAGGCCUGCAGUCUGAAGGAAUCUUCAGAAUUAAUGCUGAAAAUAGUCAAGAGGAGUUUGUGAGGGCACAACUGAACAGAGGAGUUGUACCGAAUGGCAUUGACGUGCACUGCUUGGCAGGUCUUAUAAAGGCUUGGUUCAGAGAACUUCCAACCGGGAUAUUGGACCCUCUUGAUCCGGAGCAGGUGAUGCAGUCCCAAUCAGAAGAAGAAUGUGCUCAGCUUGUGAGCCUUCUUCCUCCAACAGAAGCUGCCCUCCUAGAUUGGGCAAUUAACCUAAUGGCAGACGUUGCUCAGCUGGAACAUUUGAACAAGAUGAAUGCACGUAAUAUCGCAAUGGUUUUUGCACCAAACAUGACUAACAUGGUAGAUCCUUUGACUGCUCUGAUGUACGCUGUACAAGUCAUGAAUUUCCUCAAGACUCUAGUAGUGAUGACACUGAAAGAAAGAGAGGAGUCUAUCACAAAAUCAAACCCUAUCUCAAACCUAAAUUCUUUUGAUGAUGACGCGCAUCAGAGCGAUUCACAAGUGCUUUUCAAGGAUGACAGUGAAUACGGAAAUGAUUGUAGCGACGAUGACACUGUUUUUGUCACUGCCGAACCUUCGCAACAAAGCCCUACUUAUCUUUUUAAAGAUGACUGUGAAACUGAAUCCGAAACUCUGCCAACAUCUACAGAAAAUUUUAUUUCAAGUGGAAAUAGGUUGCUGGUUGACAGUUGUCCGUGCAGCGUUGUCUCUCAAAUUUGCUCUCUGGCAAUUGCGGAUCAAACAAAAAAUUGCAACAGCAAAAGCCUUCAGUUGAAUACUUCUGAUACAGCAGGACCAGUGGAGAAGAACAGGGGAAUUGCGCUUAUUGGACGAAUAAAUUCAAGAUCUGAGUGGGCUGAAGCUUGGCGUUGAACAUGAUAAGUCGUAUGUUUUUUUCUUAAUCAAGCUGUCUAGGGGACGGGAUGGAUGACAAGAAAAAUGGUACUCAAAUAAUAUUUCUGCAUAAAAGUUGCAUCAUUGCUGAUGUCGCAUAGUGGAGUCAUUGCAUAAGGCCCUUCUGCGAAUGGAAAGGAAUGGAUGGGAUGACAAGUGUGUAAAGGGGUCGGUGUUCGCGUUACCACGUUUUGAAAAUGUCUAGUAGUGAUAUGUUGUGUGUUUUUCUGUCAAAAUUCUUAACCGUGUUCUUCAUUCUAUUUCAUUAGCCAUGCAAUUCAGACUUCUAACUUUUGUUUCUUUUGGGUCCCUGAAAUGUAGAUUGUUGUAGAGUUUGAUGAAUCUGGAGAAUUGUUACUCUCUUUCA
Molecule: messenger RNA, 2100 nt
Organism: Trifolium pratense (red clover)
Lineage: Eukaryota; Viridiplantae; Streptophyta; Magnoliopsida; Fabales; Fabaceae
Product: rho GTPase-activating protein 5-like
Exons: 5
Coding region: 321-1712 (463 amino acids)
Biological process (GO): signal transduction
Molecular function (GO): GTPase activator activity
Source: RefSeq, a predicted model, not a curated record